Molecule: messenger RNA, 5645 nt
Organism: Anguilla anguilla (European eel)
Lineage: Eukaryota; Metazoa; Chordata; Actinopteri; Anguilliformes; Anguillidae
Gene: robo3
Product: roundabout, axon guidance receptor, homolog 3 (Drosophila)
Exons: 28
Coding region: 638-4816 (1392 amino acids)
Molecular function (GO): protein binding
Source: RefSeq, a predicted model, not a curated record
CGCUCCCGGCAGAGGGGAGUGGGCUCGAGCCGUAAUUCAGUUAUGUGCAUUCGGGGAGUGAGGGGUUGCGAGGAUGGAAGUCAUUGCUGAGAAUUAAACAUUCGCUCACCCAUCGCUCUCUCUGUCAGCACCGGACGGAAAAUAUUAAAUGAUCAAUGAACAGACAUGCAGUUGUGAGAAAUUGUCGUUCAAGACCGUAGAGCUAAAUAACUCAGAAUACAGUAAUAAUACAGGCUACGUAAUAGCGGCACCUCUUUAGUCUGUGUUAAAUCGAUUGCGCUCUGGCUUCUCAUUUCAAACGGCAAAUCUAUUUUUCUUAAAGAUAUGAGAACAUAGAGGGGACCAGUUGAAAAGUGAUUGUUCGGGACGUCUUUGCGUGUUGCAUGUGCGGACCCGAUGUGAUGCUACGAAUGCUCCUGAGGUGGGAAUUGACUCGCGGUUUGGAACGGAGUUUCCAAAGUUCUGCGACGCGGCUUUAGUCGCUUUGAAACAUCGAAUGAGCAGUGCCGGUCACUAAUAUUGAAACACGUGUUAUCAGUUUGGAUUUUUCACGGCUUUUGGAUACUCGCAAGUCAUCUUUUGGAAUUGACAGCAUUUCAAAUAGCCUAAACCAGGUUUCUGAGAAACCAGAAGGGCAAUGGAGUUUCACAUCACACUGGAUGCUCUGCCGUUUGUGUUUGCCCUGAUCUGCGUGACUUUAGGGUCGCGGCCGCGGCUGGAGGACGCCCCGCCCCGGAUCGUGGAGCACCCCUCCGACCUGAUCGUGUCCAAGGGGGAGCCGGCCACCCUCAACUGCAAGGCGGAGGGUCGCCCCAGCCCCACGGUGGAGUGGUACAAGGACGGGGAGCGGGUGGAGACGGACCGGGAGGACCCCCGCUCCCACCGCAUGCUCCUCCCCAGCGGCUCCCUCUUCUUCCUGCGCAUCGUCCACGGGAGGCGGAGCAAGCCCGACGAGGGCGUCUACGUCUGCGUCGCCCGCAACUACCUGGGGGAGGCGGUCAGCCGCAACGCAUCGCUGGAAGUGGCCAUUCUGCGCGACGACUUCCGGCAGACGCCCAGCGACGUGGUGGUGGCGGCGGGGGAGCCGGCGGUCAUGGAGUGCAUCCCCCCUCGCGGUCACCCCGAGCCCACCAUCUCCUGGAAGAGGAACAACAUGCGCGUCAACGACAAGGACGAGAGGAUCACCAUCCGCGGGGGGAAGCUGAUGAUCUCCAACACGCGGAAGAGCGACGCGGGGAUGUACGUGUGCGUGGGCACCAACAUGGUGGGCGAGAAGGACAGCGACCCGGCGGAGCUGGUGGUCUUCGAGCGGCCGAUGUUCCUGCGGAGGCCCUUGAACCAGGUGGUGCUGGCGGAGGACACCGUGGACUUCCUGUGCGAGGUGCACGGGGACCCCACCCCCACCGUGCGCUGGCGGAGGGAGGAAGGGGAACUGCCCCGGGGAAGGUCCGAGAUCCGAAACGACAACACCCUGCGCCUGACCCAGGUGCGGGCGGAGGACGAGGGCACCUACACCUGCGUGUCGGAGAACAGCGUGGGGAAGGCCGAGGCCUCGGGCACCCUGCAGGUCCGAGUCGGCCCAUUCCUCCCCCCACAGAUCGUGAUCCGACCCCGGGACCAGAUCUCCGCGCCGGGGCGCACCGUCACCUUCCUCUGCGGGACCAAGGGCAACCCCCCGCCGGCCGUGUUCUGGCAGAGGGAGGGGAGUCAGAUCCUGCUGUUUCCCAGUCAACCGCCUUCACAGUCCGGAAGGUUCUCUGUGUCCCUGAGCGGGGAGCUGACCAUCACCGAUGUCCACGCCGAGGACUCUGGGUACUACAUCUGCCAGGCCAUCAGCGUGGCAGGGAGCAUCCUAACCAAGGCCCUGCUGGAGGUGGAGAACGCCCCCUCCGACCGCGUCCCGCCCAUCAUUCGCCAGGGCCCGGCCAAUCAGACGCUGGCCCUGGGAGCCACCGCUCAGCUGCAGUGCCACGUGAUGGGCAACCCCUCGCCCAGCAUUCAGUGGGAGAAGGAUGGCCGGAGGAUUCUGGGAAACGACGCCCGCAUUAGCCUAAUGGAAAAUGGCACUUUGCAGAUCACAGUACUGCAGGAAACGGAUUCCGGGGUGUACACCUGCGUGGCCUCCAGCUCCAGCGGGGAGACGAGCUGGAGCGGAAUUCUCACGGUGAAAGAAGGCGGAGCCCCCUCCGUUCCUCAGGUCUCGGAGCCCAUCCAGCUCCCGGGCCCGCCCCAGAAGCCCAUCGUGACGGACGUGACCCGGAACAGCGUCACGCUGACCUGGCAGCCCAACGCCCACGAGGGGGGCGCGGCCGUCACGUCCUACAUCAUCGAGGCCUUCAGCCAAUCAGCGGGCAGUACCUGGCAGACGGUGGCGGAUCUGGUGAAGACGGAAAAGCACACGGUCAGCGGCCUGUACCCCAACACCAUCUACCUGUUCAUCGUCCGAGCGGUCAACGCCUACGGCCUGAGCGACCCCAGCCCCAUCUCCGAGCCUGUCCGCACGCAGGACGUGAGCCCGACGGGCCAGGGCGUGGACCACAGGCAGGUCCAGCGGGAGCUGGGCGAGGUGGCGGUGCAGCUGCAGGAGCCGACGGUGCUGACCGCCUCCAGCGUGCAGGUGGCCUGGACGGUGGACCGGCAGUCGCAGUACAUCCAGGGCUACCGGCUGCUGUACCGGCCCACGGGGGGGUCCUGGCUGGUGCAGGACGUGAAGGCCGCCCCCGAGCGCAGCGCCGUCAUCGCCGACCUGCGCAAGGGCACCGAGUACGAGAUCAAGAUCCGGCCCUACUUCGACGAGUUCCAGGGCAUGGACAGCCAGCCGCUGCUGGUCCGCACGCCGGAGGAGGUUCCGAGUGCUCCUCCUCAAAGUGUUACUGUAGUGACAGUGAAGUUGAGCAACAGCUCAAGCAUCAGCGUUUCCUGGGAGCCACCCCCCGCAGAAGCACAGAAUGGAAUCAUCCAGGAAUAUAGGGUCUGGUGCCUCGGAAACGACACGCAGUCGCGGUACCACGUCAACAAGACGGUGGAGGGUGACGUCAUGACGACGGUGCUGAAGGGCCUGCUGCCCGGGAUCCUGUACCAGGUCGAGGUCGCCGCGGUGACCAGCGCGGGAGUGGGUGCCCGCAGUCAGCCUGUCUCCGUCCUCAUGAAGCUCCCCGCCGAGCAGGCCCCCGCCCCGGCCGAGCCCGAGGAGAACGUGAGCCUGGCGGAGCAGAUCACGGACGUGGUGAAGCAGCCCGCCUUCAUCGCGGGCAUCGGCGGGGCCUGCUGGGUCAUCCUCAUGGGCUUCAGCGUGUGGAUCUACUGCCGCCGCAAGAAGAGGAAGGAGCUGAGCCACUACACCGCCUCCUUCGCCUACACCCCCGCAGUCGGGUUCCCACACGGAGAAGGAUCAGGACUCGGCGGAAGGCCGGGCAUGCUGGGUAACAACAUGGGCAACUACCCCUGGCUGGCUGACUCCUGGCCCACCACCAACCUGGUGCACAGCGGAAAGGACUCGGUCAACUGCUGCACCAGCAAGCACGACUCCACGGAAAGAUACUACAACGAAGCGGGAAUCUCCAAUUAUCUGAACCAGAACGAGAAGUACAGCUCUGGGUCCACCGAGGGCCCGAUCUACAGCACCAUCGACCCGACCGGCGAGGACCUGCGGGCGUUCGGCGCGCCCUACUCCCAGCACACCACGCCCUACGCCAGCACCCCCGUCAUGCCCUUCUCCGGCCCGGGCCCCUGCAGCCCCCCCGAGCAGGACGGGGGCCACUGGAUGGUCCAGCCGGGGCCCUCCGGGGCCCAGUACGCCCAGCCCGAUCGGUCCAGGGCAGAGAACGUUGCAGGGAAACAGGGGAAGCCGAAGUCGAUGGGGAAGCCGGUGAAGACCCCCUCGCUGAACUGGGUGGAGGCUCUGCCCCCGCCCCCCAGCUCGGCCGAACUGCAGUCGUGCUCGGAGGGGGCGGAGAGGGACGCCGACGACGAGGACCUGGGGUCCGACGAAGAGGACUGGUGUCCGCCCCUGCCGGAGAGGACGUACCUGAUCGACGAGGUCCCGGACGACGGCCCCGCCCCGCCCCCGCGGGGAGACGCCUCGUCCCCCGCCACCUCCUACAGCCACCAGUCCACGGCCACGCUCACCCCCUCCCCGCGCGAGGAGGGGCGGCCGUGCGAGGACAUCCCGCGCCUGCACCACUUCGACGUCCCGCAGAUGGCACGCAGGUUGCCGUGCGGACCGGUCCCAGUGCCGCGGGCCCCCAGCCCGCCCCUCACCCAGUCCAACCCCAACCUCUCCGCCAAUCACGAGGGCCCGGAGGCGGGGACCCCCCAGCGCUCCGCCCACCGGCGGGACCUCAGCCAGGGGGCAGCGCUGAGCACAGAGAACAUCAGCGCAGGCCGAGCUCGCCCCUCACCCGCAGGGGACACGCACACACCCCCAGGACAGAAGUCCAGAACCAAAAAGAAGACCUCAAAAAGCGGGCAGUACAGGAGAGAGCUGAACCAAGGAGAUCUCCCCCCUCCCCCCGAGCCCCCCCCUGCAGACGAGCUCCUGCGGCCUCUGGACUGUGGUCAGACCUCACUGGACAGAGAAGGGAACGCAGUGUCAUCAAUGGACAGGAGAGGAGAGCACAGCACCCCCCACAGGAAGGGCGUGGCACAGCGACGCAAAGAAGCAGAGGAAGACAUAGUCCCUUACAACAAACCGAGCUUUGUGGCCCGGGGCCAGAUGUCAAGCAACUGUUCCACGACAGGAAGCUCGUCAUCGCGAGGGUCCACGGGGUCGCGGGGCCCGGGGACGGGCCGGAAGCGGAACGAGGAAAUGAGAUAAAAGGAAGCAGAUGAUUUGGCAUAGUUCUUCUCUCUACCAUCCUGUUUUGCCUCCAUGUUCUAAUGUAUUUCAUGAACACGCCUCUUUCCAUGGAAUAAAAAAGUGCGGGAAAAGAAGAAAAGAAGAAAAGUGUACAGGAUUAAUGUCAAAUUUGAACAACGGACUUCAAUCUUUUUUUUUCUUUUUCUAAAUAUUAUUUAUGAUUCCUGGGUUGCGUGCGUCCGCCGUCUCACGUCCAUGUGUACAUAGACAUUUCUGUAAGGUUUCUACGUUAGUCCCGUACGCAGGGAAAGAGAAUAUAUUGUAUUUAUAAAAAAUGAAAUGUGUAAAAAAAAAAAACACACAAAAAAAAAAACAAGAAAAAGGUCCGAUAUUAUAAAGUCAGUGUCUGAACGUGCCAACAUUUUUGUAGAAAUGUACAACUUUCGAAAAGCAUAAAUACUAUUGCACUCUUUGUUGUGACGAAGAACAACAAAAACACGAAGCACAAUCCGUGUGAAGCAGCCUGCCAGGUAGCCCAACUUCCCCAGCGUCGCUGUUGCCGCCUUUGCCUGUCCGUCCCUGUGUUUGGAUCCCUGUUGUCGUGGUCCGAUGAGAAUGUGGUUCCUCUUUUUGUUUUGUUUUGUUUCUUGAACAAUUAAUUCUUUUUUUAUGGCAAGCUUCUGACUCAAUGGCCAGUGGAAGAAAGCAGAAAUCCCACCCUUCUGAAAACAGUGAAGAAAAUGUAUUCCAUUUAAACACCAAAAUUGAUCCGUUAAUGUCGACUGACUUUUUUUUUGGUAGUCUUGUUGUUUUGUAAAAAAUACAAUAAAGUAAAUUUGUUAAGCUA